AUGACUUGGACAAGCAAGGAUGCAGAUAUCGCCAAGUUACAUAACUGCAUUCAAGGUUACAACAGCACCCUCAAUACCCUUAUGUUGCAGUUUCACAUCGAUGCGAUCGACGUCGAAGACAAAAAGAGAGACGAGCAUUACGCCAAGGAGGAGGCAUUCAGGCAAAGGGCGCAGGAUUGGGCAUUACAGGCGUCCCACAACGCAACGACGCAGAACAAGACGAUCAACAACGCUUGUUCCAUGGUGAGAGUUGUAUUUACCACAGUCUGCCGAGAUGUAAAGUGGACGCUCGGGAAUGUCGCCGAGGCCACGCAGCAUACUUUGGGCAACAAUGGAUGGUUGAACCCGAAAUUCUCGAAUUUCCAGGAGCCAGUCAGGGUAGAAGACGCUUUCGGAAGGUCCUUCCCCUUGGGCUCGGAGCUAAGCGUCAGCGAUCUCUUCGCGAUAGUCUACAACCGCUUCAAAGAGGGCCCCGGCUCUGGACAUAUUGCAAGUGCAACAAUCAUUGUCCAGUGGCAGAUUGUCGCUCCGAAAGAAUCAUCGUCUUGA
This is a messenger RNA of Verticillium dahliae VdLs.17, 549 nucleotides long. RefSeq lists its product as uncharacterized. The transcript is spliced from 3 exons. Lineage: Eukaryota; Fungi; Ascomycota; Sordariomycetes; Glomerellales; Plectosphaerellaceae. The record is from RefSeq and is a predicted model, not a curated record. The coding region runs from base 1 to 549 and encodes 182 amino acids.